AUGGAGUCAACACCCCUCACUCAACUCCCUCAGGACUGCUGGCUGCUGAUGCUAGAGUGUCUGCCGCAACGGGACUUGAACAACCUAUCACUAGUUUCUCGCGACACUCGUGUUUCAGCUGAGCCUUUCCUGUAUCGAUCAAUCCACUGGGACUGGAAGCAACCCCCGAUUCACAAAAUCUUGCUCCUCCUCCGGACUCUCUCCGAGCGACCAGAUUUAGCUGACUGCAUCUGGCAUGUCAGUUUGGUAUGGUGGGAUGUGGAAUCCCAGAGAACAGAGGUUUCAAUCCCCAAAGGAAUUCUUGACUGGGCCAAGUCAAUGCUACAGUUUAGGCCCACAUUGAGAUGGGCCCGGAAGGUUGUUCGAGACGCGAAAUUUCCGACAAGAUUCGAAACAAAGUGGAUCUGUCGACUGUUUGAUGGAGACGCCUACGCCUACGCCACACUGCUAGUCUCGCAACUUCACAGCCUUCGCAGUCUUCGACUAGACUUUUCAUUCGUGCUUGAAGGGGGCUUCCCUGGUGAGAUGUUGCAUCAUGCUCUCUUCGGCAACGUACCCCCUGGCACAUUGAGCCAGUUCUCAAAAUUGGAAAUGGCCGACUAUGGAAGUAAUUUCCCUCUCAAGCAGUUCCGCGACGGUGUCAACCUUGGCAAAACCUAUCAAUUCAUCCCCUGGUUUCACCUUCCUUCCUUGAAGACUCUCGAGAUAUGGCUCUAUAAAAUAGAGGGGAUUUGCAACUUCCCUGGGGAGAUGCCAAAAAGACUCUUGAAUUUGCCAAAUCUGCGCAGUCUUGUUGUUGCCAAGACACUUGUUUUGCCUGGGGACAUCACCACACUACUAUGUCAAUUACCAUAUCUGGAGUCCUUGCACGUGGGCAUGGCCUACAAAUGCCGGACAACAGCCGAGUUUCUCAAAGAGCCCGAGUGCCUCCUUCGGUCCUUAGAAACUUCAGGUCAAGCGAUCAAGCAUCUUUCUAUCAGCAUGGAGUUGCUCCCAUGUUGUGCAGAAAGCUUCCGUCUGCGUGCGAUGGAUGAAGUUGGUCAGCCUUUUCAUGGCAUUUUGAAGAAGUUUCCCAAUCUGAGAACUGCCUCUCUACCGCUCAACUUUCUCAUCGGCUGGGACACAACAGCCUACAAACUUCGAGAUGUACUGCCAUCCACUCUUGAAGCCCUUCAUAUAAGGGCUGAUCUCUGGCAAACCUCAACCCAGGUUGAAUUCGAAAUGGAAGCGCUCGAGGCAUUAGAGUCAUUGAUGAGACACAAACAGCGUGGCUCUCACCCUUCUCUUAGAACUUUCUCCUACCAAGGACAGAAUGAGUACAAUGAUAAUGAACUCGCUGCUCUGGGCUUCCAGGACGAUUUUAAGUUCUCCUACUUGAUUAAGCGGGAAGCAAUGGGUCUAUUCUGUCACAGGCAAGGGUACAAAUUGUUCUCUCAAUAUGGUGACUGCACACCUGGUUUCAUGACAAGAGGUGUGACUUUGGUAGACAACGUCGUUUACCGGCUGCCUUGGCCAUUCGUUAGGGUCGAUGACCUCCCUGCGAGCGUUCCUCGACAUUCAAGAACCACGUCCAUCUUAUCAUCGGAUCAGUAG
This is a messenger RNA of Penicillium digitatum Pd1, 1593 nucleotides long. Its product is annotated as Cyclin-like F-box. Lineage: Eukaryota; Fungi; Ascomycota; Eurotiomycetes; Eurotiales; Aspergillaceae. Gene Ontology annotation, molecular function: protein binding. The record is from RefSeq and is a predicted model, not a curated record.